CUUUUCUCUAGCUUUGAUUUUGUUUUCUUCAUUGCAGGGGUGUGAAUACCUUUUCUCCAGAGGGGCGGUUGUUCCAGGUGGAAUAUGCCAUCGAGGCUAUCAAGCUUGGCUCCACAGCCAUUGGGAUUCAGACAUCUGAAGGCGUUUGCCUGGCAGUGGAGAAGAGAAUCACCUCCUCACUUAUGGAACCUGCCAGUAUUGAGAAAAUCGUAGAAAUAGAUUCUCAUAUAGGCUGUGCCAUGAGCGGAUUAAUAGCUGAUGCAAAGACUUUAAUUGAUAAAGCAAGAGUGGAGACGCAGAAUCACUGGUUUACGUACAAUGAAAUCAUGACUGUAGAGAGUGUGACACAGGCCGUAUCCAACCUAGCCCUGCAAUUUGGAGAGGAGGAUGCUGAUCCUGGUGCUAUGUCUCGUCCCUUUGGUGUAGCACUGCUUUUUGGAGGAGUCGAUGAAAAAGGACCUCAACUGUUUCACAUGGACCCUUCUGGGACAUUUGUGCAGUGCGAUGCCAAAGCAAUUGGGUCUGCCUCGGAAGGUGCGCAGAGCUCCUUGCAAGAGGUUUAUCACAAGUCAAUGACACUGAAAGAAGCAAUCAAGUCAUCCCUCAUCAUCUUAAAGCAAGUUAUGGAGGAGAAACUGAAUGCAACUAACAUUGAGCUUGCAACGGUGGAGCCUGGGAUGAAGUUUCACAUGUACACAAAAGAGGAGCUUGAGGAAGUCAUCAAGGAUAUCUGAAAAACAAGGAGCUUCAGAGAGACUCCCUCAAAUGCCUCAUUCCCUGGUCGACGAGAACUGGUUUCUUUCAGUUCCUUCGAGUGCCCAUGAUUUUAUUUCCAGCAGCUUAUGUGCUUGCUCUUUGUAGAAGGCUCUAAUGUUUUUUUACAGUUCCUGUACAUAAACAAUCUACAAUAAGAGGAAAUGAGAAUAAAUCCUUUUGUUACUCA
Messenger RNA from Pelodiscus sinensis (Chinese soft-shelled turtle), 943 nucleotides. NCBI's taxonomy places the organism in Eukaryota, Metazoa, Chordata, Testudines, Trionychidae. The record is from RefSeq and is a predicted model, not a curated record.